Molecule: messenger RNA, 7442 nt
Organism: Oncorhynchus kisutch (coho salmon)
Lineage: Eukaryota; Metazoa; Chordata; Actinopteri; Salmoniformes; Salmonidae
Gene: snx1a
Product: sorting nexin 1a
Exons: 15
Coding region: 98-2398 (766 amino acids)
Biological process (GO): intracellular protein transport; early endosome to Golgi transport
Cellular component (GO): endosome; endosome membrane
Molecular function (GO): phosphatidylinositol binding
Source: RefSeq, a predicted model, not a curated record
UGCACACCAUUGUUUGAGCCGGUAGGUGGUGUUAUUUUUUUCUGCCUCCCUUCAGUCUCAAAAGUUUUAUAUGAUGCUGUCUGUCUGUUUGCGUUGAAUGAAGAUGGCGACCAGUUCAGAGCGUAGUCCCCCUCCCUUUCCCGAGGACCUGGAACCGGAGCCUGACGAAGUUGGAGACCAAGACAGUGAUGACGGAGAAGACAUUUUUCUUGGCACAGAUAACCCAUUGGAGAUAAAGAUGGACCCUUCGCUGUCUGCAAGUGACAUCGCAAGUUCAACCAAACCACUGAGUGAAGCAUCUAGUCCUCCAGUGAUGGACCUCCUUAGUGAACCAGCAAGUGAGGCAUCUAGUGCGCCAAUGGUGGACCUCCUUAUGGAACCAGCAAGCGAGGGAUCUAGUGCUCCAAUGGUGGACAUCCUUAGUGAACCAGCAAGCGAGGCAUCUAGUGCGCCAAUGGUGGACCUCCUUAUGGAACCAGCAAGGGAGGGAUCUAGUGCUCCAAUGGUGGACCUCCUUAUGGAACCAGCAAGCGAGGCAUCUAGUGCUCCAAUGAUGAAUCUCCUCAUGGAACCAGCAAGUGAGGCAUCUAGUGCUCCAAUGAUGAAUCUCCUUAUGGAACCAGCAAGUGACGACUUAAAGGAGCCUCCCAAACCUGACAUCGACCCAUUGGCUGACAUUCUCAACGACACUCCACUCAGUGAAGUCAAAACACCGGUUGCUGCGAUGCCCCAGGAGACACCGAGCGACCUCUUUGACGAUGAGCCUAGCGAACUUUUCGCUGAACCACGACAAAGUAACACCGCCAAGCAACAACAAACUAGCAUCUUUGACGAACCUGAUGAGGACCUCUUCAGCGAACCACUGGGUGAGGCCUCGAAGAAUCCCCAGAAUGAUUUCUUUAAAGAAGCACUUGCACCAGUGGCCAAAGCUAGCAAUGUCUGCGGUCCUCUGAGUGACAACUACAAUGAGCACCCCACUGAUAUAUUCACUGAGGAGGCUAUGACUACUCUCCCUAGUGCAGUCAGUACUGUUUCCGUCAACUCCAAGACCAACGGAGUCCACUCCGAUGAGGAGGAACCUGAUAUAUUUGCAGAAGCCACCGUAGAGCUGUCUCUGGACAGCCCUAGGAAUGACAGAAAAAAGAAAGGGGCAGCCAAGCCCUCUGCCCCUGCUCCUGCUCCCUCAGUCUCAGCAAGUGCUUCCAAACCGCAACCCAAGACCCUGGAGGAGUUGGAAGAGGAGGUUGAGGAUAAAUUUGAGCUGAAUAUCUCAAUAACCAAUCCAGAGAAAGUUGGGGAUGGCAUGAACGCUUACAUGGCCUACAAAGUCUCCACACAGACCACGCUGCCCAUGUUCCGCAGUAAGACGUUCACAGUGCGCCGGCGUUUCAGUGACUUCUUAGGCCUUUACGAGAAGCUCUCAGAUAAACACACACCGAACGGCUACAUUGUGCCCCCGCCGCCUGAGAAGAGCAUUAUGGGCAUGACUAAAGUCAAAGUGGGAAAAGAGGACAACUCGUCGGCUGAGUUUGUGGAGAGGAGGAGGGCGGCUCUGGAGAGGUAUCUGCAGAGAGUGGUGUUCCACCCAUCACUGCUACAAGACCCUGAUGUCAGAGAAUUCUUGGAGAGAGACGAUAUGCCCAGGGCUCACAACACCCAGGCUCUGAGCGGCGCCGGCUUCCUGAAGAUGAUCAACAGGGCUACAGACUCCCUCAGCAAGAUGACCAUCAAAAUGAAUGAGUCGGACGUGUGGUUCGAGGAGAAACUGCAGGAAGUAGAGGCUGAGGACCAGCAGCUGAGGAAGCUCCACAUAAUGGUGGACUCUCUGGUUGGACACAGGAAAGAGUUGUCGGUAAACACGGGUGGCUUUGCCAAGAGCGUGGCAAUGCUGGGCAGCUCGGAGGACAACACGGCCCUGUCCAGAGCCCUCUCCCAGCUGGCCGAGGUGGAGGACAAGAUGGAGCAGCUGCACCAAGAGCAGGCAGCCAGCGACUCGUUCUGCUUCGCCGAGCUGCUCGCCGACUACAUCCGCCUGCUGGGAUCUGUCCGGGCCUCCUUUGACCAGCGGAUGAAGACGUGGCAGCGCUGGCAGGAUGCUCAGAACAUGCUGCAGAAAAAGAGGGAGACAGAGGCCAAGCUGCUGUGGGCCAACAAACCUGACAAGCUGCAGCAGGCCAAGGAUGACAUCACUGAGUGGGAGGCCAAGGUGACUCAGUAUGAGAGAGACUUUGACAGAGUGUCAGCUACAGUUCGCAAGGAGGUGCUCAGGUUUGAGAAAGAGAAGGCCCGCGAUUUCAAGAAACAGAUCAUCAAAUACCUGGAGUCUCUGCUACAGUCGCAGCAACAGCUGAUAAAGUACUGGGAGGCAUUCUUGCCAGAGGCAAAAGCAAUUGCGUGAUGGAGUCCGCCAGCCAAUGGAAAGAAAGAAGAGGAGGCGGCCUUUUUUUAUACACUUUACCUCUCGCCUAUAAACCAAGAAAAUAACCAGAGAGUGCGCUGCAAAGGGAAAUUUGAUUCGUUUUUUAAAAUCAUCCUAAACCUAUAGCGCUUCAUUCUAACUGUUGUAUUAAUAAUUGUAUAUUUUCAUUUAACCUUCCACAUAUAUUUUCUAAAUGGUGAAAACAAACUUUAGCUCUUUUGUGAUGGUAUGGAUGUGUGUGAGGGCUGAGUGUCCAACUUGCGUAUGCAAUGUUAAUGAUUCCAUUAGUUUCCACUUCAGAACAGGAGAAAUCAUUGUUCUCAUUGUUCUCAGUGCAACAUCCUUAUAUUAAUAGGAGAUUUUUUACACAUUAGCAUUGUUAAUAAUUCACAACAGAGUGCCCAUCACACACAUGCCACACGAGGCAGAGUUUCUGGGGCUUUCAAGGGGAUCUAGUUGAAUUUAAUGCCCAAUUCCAAAUCAAACACCAGCACCCUACUCCCCAUGCACUUUCUUAAGAAUCAAGAUAAAGGAUUGGGUAUAAGUAAGCAAUAAUAACACAGAACAUCCACCUAGUCUUCCAAAAGGCUUGGCGUUGUUGUUAUUGUGGCUGGGGGUCCAUUUUGAAUUGAGUCAAAGACACAUGUGGCUCCACAUUCAGCCUGUAUAAUUUGGGAGGAUCUUGAGAUGUUUAAAUUUCUACAUUUUGAGUCAAACUUUUUUUUGUUAUUAUUAUACAUGAUCGGUUCAAUCACUGUGGACAUGACAUCAACCCUCCAAAAUAAAAGUCAAGAAAAUAAGAACCAAGGUUGAGAAGUGUGAAAAAUAAUGUAAAAAGUUAAACCACGUCAGUAACUGUUAAAAGUACUGCUGGUCCACAUGGAAAGCACGUUAAUUUCAAUGGAAGCUGUCUUUAUAUAACAGUUAUUGCAGAUUGUGAUGAAUGGCAUCAGAUUUGGGGGAAAUGAAACUGUUUCAGGGAAAUACUCCUACAUCAAAAGGGCAAUCAAAUCUUCUCAACAUGCACUAUAGUUUUCACUUUGCAUGAGGAACCGCAUCCAUUAAAAUGAUCACUUACCUGUAUUCUUUGUGGAACAGAGUUGUUACAGGUUGUUACUUUCCCAGAAUGAAAGGUAGUGGGUCUUUAAUUCAGUAGACUAGCUAGUAAUACAAUUGGGUUGGUCAUUCUGAUUGAGUGAAACUUCCUGGACUCAAAACAGUUGAUCAUGAUUUAAUGGCUCAGAUUAGCGCCAUGUUUAGGCUAUAUACAUAUGACUAAGUCUAUUUUUCAGUGCUUAUCAAUUAGUCUAAGAACAUGGUCCUCGAGACGCUUGGGUCAAACAACACCUGUUAAGAUUAAAGAUGCCCAAAUCAUAAUUGUAGUAAUCAAGAGAAACAAGCAAGACUCAAUGUAUGAGAUUUUGGGAUGUGAACCAUCCACCUGGGAGGAUGCUAGAGACUGAUUGUUUAGCAACAAAAUGACGCGUGCGCAGCUAUGGUGCAAAACAGAUGGUUGGCUUAGAUUGUUGACAUGUAAAACUUUAUUUUGUCUUCAAUGUUUAUUGAAAACGAAUACAUUUGCACGAUGAGCACUCAAAUCCAUCGUUAGUUGUUGGUUAGCUAUCUAGCAUAUACGUAACGUCAAAAUACCUCAAGACAUGGUAUCAAGAACAAGAUUAAACGAGCCACCUACGAUUCUCCACAAGCCCCAUUUGAAGCGUGCGCAUCGUUUGACGUGAGCUAACCCUUCUAUAGUGCAAUUCAAAUGCUUCUUCUAACGUGUUGGGAUGCAUUUUAUUUUAGAGCAUACAAUAUACCGAGAGAAGUUUCUUCUAUAUCUGUUUAUGUAAGCCAUAGGCCAAUACACACACGUUUAUUCCAUCGUUGUAUUGCCACUUUUUAAAGGGAGAGACAGAUCAUUGGUUAAGGCAGAUAUAAAUAAAUCAACGUUAUACUUUUACAUAUAAGGCGACUAAUUUCCAACACUCAAUGCUGCUGUCACACAAAUUAUCAUUUUGUUAUGACAGCCCUAUUAAUCGAUCCCACUUCUAACAUUUCUCUAUUUUGGAUUAGCAUGUUUUUUUCUUCUUCUUAAACUCAAUUGCGGUAAUGGCUACACAACAGAUGAUGCCUAAUGGGGACGUUUAAUUCUCGUUGGCAGCUGACACCAGAGUUAGUUUUUUUUUUAACUGCCGUAAAUUAUGGGAAAUAAAGUUGUUUGAAGAAAAGAAAAAAAAGUCGUCAAAUUACCCGUUAUUUAUAUGCCCCCUCCAUGUGCAAUACUAAUAAAAGGCUACUGUAUUCUCGAGUUCCUGUGGUAAAGCAUUGGCCCACGUGUUUUGUCUUAAAGGUCCAAUUAUACUCCAUCAAAUUUCUGGGUAACAAUUAAGUACCUUGCUGUGAUUUGCUUUUGACCAUUUUAAUUUAAAACGAUUUCUCAAGCAAUUUUCCUAGGACUGUCUGAAAGUGGUCUGAGUAGCUGUUAUUGGCAGAGAUGUUUGGAACUCUUAUUGGUCUAACUAAUUUAGCACAUGGUGAUGUCUCCAGGCAGUCCAAAAGCUCCAUCCAAGUUUUCAAACAGCUCUUACAUUUAAAAAGGCAUUUUCACAGUAUUAUUCCAACCUCUGUGAAAAUAUACACCGAGUGUACAAAACAUUAGGAACGCCUUCCUAAUAUUGAGUUGCACCCACUUUUGUCCUCAACACAUUCUCAAAUCUUCGGGGCAUGGACUCUACAAGGUGUCGAAAGCGUUCCACAGGGAUGCUGGUCCAUGUUAACUCUGAUGCUUCCCACAUUUGUGCCACGUUGGCUGGAUGUCCUUUGGGUGGUGGACCAUUCUUGAUUAACACACAGGAAACUGUUGUGUGUGGAAAAACCCAGCAGCGUUUCAGUUCUUGACACCAGUGUGCCUGGCCCCUACUACCUUAUCUCGUUCGAAUGCACUUAAAUCGUGUCUUGCCCAUUUACCCUCUGAAUGGCACACAUACACAAUCCAUGUCUCAAGGCUUAAAAAUAUGUUUUUAACCUGUUUCCUCCCAUUCAUCUACUCUGAUUGGAGUGGAUUUAAUGGGUGACAUCAAUGUUUAAUAGCGGUUGGCAUCCAAUAUGUUGCAUUACUGCCCCCAACUGGAAUAUAAUAUAAAUCCAUUAUACUUUGAUACAAAAACACUACCCCAUUCCACUACUUUGACUUUAUCUGCUCCUGCACCAUGCCAAUGGCCUGGGAGGACGGGACACCACCGCUCAACACUCCUUGUAAAUAUUCUGAAGUCAAAUGUACUUCUCUGCAGCUGCCAACAUCUAUUUUCAGUGAUUUCUGCAGUACAGUUGAUAACCAUUGCUAUGAACGCUAAGAAGCCAACGUUAAUGAAGUAUAUAUCACUCGUUGGCCUAUCCCUCUGUGCUGGCAUCCUUGACCCAUCCUCCUCUACUUUCUUCACUGCCUCAGCAUACGACAACUUCUGCACUACUCUGGCCACUUCAACCUGCCUCCUUCGCACCGGACACUUCUGAUUCCCAGCAAAAUGGACACCCCCGUACAGUUGGCACACACAACUUUAUCCAUCGAAACUACAUGAUCUUCUGUCCUAUGCCGUCGUGAACACUUCCCACAUCUUGGAAUCUCCCUCCUACACACUACUGUAACCUGUCUGUAAAUGUUGCACCUGAGACACUGCUGUGGAUUCAGCAGAAAAGCUCUAACAGAAACUGAUAUAUUCUAACAUGACUUUAUUGGUAAAAGACACUAACUCAAAACGACUGACUGUGACUCUACUUCACCACCGGGUCUGCGUUACAUCAAACGGCAGGCGUCACGAACGCCAAUCUUCAAAUUCAAUUGCUCCACCUCCACAAUUAACAUUACACCAGAAAUCAAUCACUCCUUUCAGUAGUGCCCUAUUCCUAAGCGCAAAACAAGAAACGGAUGUUGACCAAAGUUGCGUGACGCCUGCUCCAUCUGAGCAGAAAAAAAAACAUAUCACAAGACCACUACAGGUUACCUUCACUGAUUCAACAGCACCCAACUCCUUUCCCACCCACCCUGAAACCACAAAUGGAUCCACUUUCUCCAAAAAUGUCACUCCUACUGUACGAGAUUCUCCUUUAACAUGUCCAUCGAUGCCAGGAUCGGACUCCAAGCUUUUCACCACACCUUCCACCUCACUUCACUUCCAUUUCACCUCCAGAACUCGGUCUGGCGUACCCCUCACUGUUUGCACUUGACACCAAUCUUCUUCGACACACCUCCCUCUUUUCCGCCAUCUUCAACAGAUAAAGACUCAAGCUCUGCCUCCCUCACUCUUCAACCUCUUCUUCCGCUCUUCCAUUUCUCCUCUGAAAACCAAUGAAACGACUCCUUGUGAAAAUAUUCCACUUGUCCACAUCGAAACCUCUUUCUUGCCUCAACAGAACAUCUCUACUAUAACUGACAGCUCAACAGGUGACAUCAAUAAGGGAUCAUAGAUUUCAGUCUCAUAUUCCUAAUGUUUUGUACACUCCGUGUAUAUAAAACAAAGUAAAAUCACGUUUUUGACUGCACUGGGCCUUUUAACCUAUUAGAGGAUGUGUAUAAAGAUAUUAUAUUGCCCUCAGGCUCACACACCCUACUCUGAGACACUAGUAGGGAACUGAUCCUUGGUUUGAAGCCCUCACACUUUCACUGUUGCUUAUGUUUUUACUCGCAUUCCUUUUAUAAGCUCCUCUUUAGCCUCAAUGUCCUUUGCUUUUAGGUUGAAUUGCUAAAACUAGACUUACUGUAGGAGUAGUUUUGUUGAUGUCGGUCUAUCUUUGCAACUCAUCUGCCAACAUCACAUUAGGGUUAGGGUUAUGCACAUACAGAAACCCCCUGAGGUUGUUGACAGAGAAGCCCAAGCUAGCUGACUAUUCAGGUGGAGAAAUACCUUUCCUCCAACUUUCCCUUUACUCACUUCAGGUCAAGUCUAAACAAGACCUUGGUAGGUAAAAUGUCUUACAAAAGCUGAGGGUAAAUUAUUUCCCAACAAUGACUUGUGGGUUUAUAGUC